This is a messenger RNA of Canis lupus familiaris (dog), 13493 nucleotides long. It is a transcript of the gene HTT, whose product is annotated as huntingtin. The record is from RefSeq and is a predicted model, not a curated record. The coding region runs from base 140 to 9532 and encodes 3130 amino acids. Gene Ontology annotation, cellular component: nucleus; cytoplasm. Gene Ontology annotation, biological process: microtubule-based transport. NCBI's taxonomy places the organism in Eukaryota, Metazoa, Chordata, Mammalia, Carnivora, Canidae. The transcript is spliced from 67 exons.
GGACGGGUCCAAGAUGGCCGGGCUCCUUGGUUCCGCUCAUGUCCGCGGCCUCGAGCCCCAUUCAUUGCCGCGUUGCUGAGCGCCGCCGCCGGUCGGCUCGAGGGCUCGGGGGGCUGUCCCCGCGGGACGGGAGGCCGCCAUGGCGACCCUGGAAAAGCUGAUGAAGGCCUUCGAGUCCCUCAAGUCCUUCCAGCAGCAGCAGCAACAGCAGCAGCAGCAGCCUCCGCCGCCGCCACCUCCUCAGCCUCCUCAGCCGCUGCCGCAGGCGCAGCCGCCGCUACCGCAGCCGCCCCCGCCGCCCCCGCCCCCGCCGCCCCCGGGCCCGGCGGUGGCCGAAGAGCCGCUGCACCGACCAAAGAAAGAACUCUCAGCUACCAAGAAGGACCGCGUCAAUCAUUGUCUGACAAUAUGUGAAAACAUAGUGGCACAGUCACUCAGAAAUUCUCCAGAAUUUCAGAAACUUCUGGGCAUCGCUAUGGAACUUUUUCUGCUGUGCAGUGAUGAUGCAGAGUCGGAUGUCCGGAUGGUGGCUGACGAGUGCCUCAACAGAGUCAUAAAAGCCCUGAUGGACUCUAAUCUUCCGAGGUUACAGUUAGAACUCUAUAAGGAAAUCAAAAAGAACGGUGCUCCCCGGAGCCUGCGCGCUGCCCUGUGGAGGUUUGCUGAGCUGGCUCACCUGGUUCGGCCUCAGAAAUGCAGGCCUUACUUGGUAAACCUUUUGCCUUGCCUGACUCGAAUAAGCAAGAGACCUGAGGAAUCUGUUCAGGAGACCUUGGCUGCAGCUGUACCCAAAAUUAUGGCUUCUUUUGGCAAUUUUGCAAAUGACAAUGAAAUUAAGGUUCUAUUAAAGGCUUUCAUAGCGAAUCUGAAGUCAAGCUCCCCGACCAUUCGACGGACAGCAGCUGGCUCAGCAGUGAGCAUCUGCCAGCACUCAAGAAGGACACAGUAUUUUUACAGCUGGCUACUAAAUGUGCUUUUAGGUUUGCUGGUCCCUGUUGAGGGUGAACACUCUACCCUCCUGAUUCUUGGAGUGCUGCUCACACUGAGGUAUCUGGUGCCUUUACUGCAGCAGCAGGUUAAGGACACGAGCCUGAAAGGCAGCUUUGGAGUGACACGGAAAGAACUGGAAGUCUCUCCCUCAACAGAGCAACUCAUCCAGGUUUAUGAACUGACCUUGCAUUAUACUCAGCACCAAGACCACAACGCUGUGACUGGAGCGCUGGAGCUCCUGCAGCAGCUGUUCCGCACGCCCCCGCCCGAGCUCCUGCAGGCUCUGAGCACACCCGGUGGCGGGCUGCUCAAUGCCACGCAGCAGCAGCCUGGGUGCCGGAGCCGCAGCAGCAGCAUCGUGGAGCUCCUAGCUGGAGGGGGUUCUUCAUGCAGCCCUGUCCUUUCAAGAAAACAAAAAGGGAAAGUGCUCUUCGGAGAAGCGGCAGCCUUGGAUGAUGACUCCGAGUCCAGGUCGGAGGGCAGCAGCCCCGCCUUCACAGCCUCGGUCAAGGGUGAGAUUGGUGGUGAGCUGGCUGCCUCUUCCGGGGUCUCUACUCCUGGCUCUGCCAGUUCAGCCACCGACUCCGUGGGGCAUGACAUCAUCACCGAGCAGCCCCGGUCACAGCACACACUGCAGCCAGACUCAGUGGAUCUGACCAGCUGUGACCUGGCGAGUGCUGCCACCGAUGGGGAUGAGGAGGACAUCUUGAGCCACAGCUCCAGCCAGAUCAGUGCUGUCCCGUCGGACCCAGCCAUGGACCUGAACGAUGGCACCCAGGCCUCCUCCCCGGUCAGCGACAGCUCCCAGACCACCACUGAAGGGCCGGAUUCAGCUGUGACCCCCUCAGACAGUUCUGAAAUUGUGUUAGAUGGUGCUGACAGCCAGUAUUCGGGGAUGCAGAUUGGACAGCCACAGGACGAGGAUGAGGAAACCGCAGGCAUUCUUCCAGAUGAAGAUGCAGAUGCUUUCAGAACCUCUUCAGUUGCCCUUCAGCAAGCACAUUUAUUGAAAAGCAUGGGCCACAGCAGGCAGCCCUCUGACAGCAGUAUAGACAAGUUUGUCUCCAGAGAUGAAGCUACCGAAACAGGAGAUCAAGAAAACAAGCCUUGCCGGAUCAAAGGUGACAUAGGACAGUCUACCGAUGAUGAUUCUGUUCCUCUUGUCCAUUGUGUCCGCCUCCUGUGUGCGUCAUUUUUGCUGACUGGGGAGAAAAAUGUUUUGGUUCCAGACAGGGACGUGCGGGUCAGUGUGAAGGCACUGGCACUCAGCUGUGUUGGAGCUGCUGUGGCCCUUCAUCCUGAAUCUUUCUUCAGCAAACUUUAUAAAGUACCUCUUGACACCAUGGAAUACCCUGAGGAGCAGUAUGUGUCAGACAUCCUGAACUACAUCGACCAUGGAGACCCCCAAGUCAGAGGAGCCACAGCCGUUCUCUGCGGAACCCUCAUCUCCUCUAUCCUCAGCAGAUCCCGCUUCCAGGUGGGAGAUUGGAUGGGCACCGUCAGGACCCUGACAGGAAGUACAUUUUCUCUGGCGGACUGUGUUCCUUUGCUGCAGAAAACUUUGAAGGAUGAAUCUUCUGUUACUUGCAAGUUGGCUUGUACAGCUGUGAGGCACUGUGUCAUGAGUCUCUGCAGCAGUAGCUAUAGUGAAUUGGGAUUACAGCUGAUCACCAACGUGCUGACCCUAAAGGAUAGUUCCUACUGGUUGGUGAGGACGGAGCUCUUGGAAACUCUUGCAGAGAUUGACUUUCGGUUGGUGAGCUUUUUGGAGACAAAAGCAGAAAACCUGCACAGAGGGACUCAUCAUUACACAGGGCUUUUAAAACUACAAGAACGAGUGCUCCAUGAUGUUGUCAUCUAUCUGCUUGGGGAUGAGGACCCCAGAGUGCGGCAUGUUGCUGCAGCGGCAUUAAUGAGGCUUGUCCCAAAGCUGUUUUAUAAGUGCGACCAAGGGCAAGCUGACCCCGUGGUGGCUGUGGCGCGAGAUCAAAGCAGUGUUUACCUGAAGCUCCUCAUGCACGAGGCGCAGCCUCCAUCUCACUUCUCCGUCAGCACCAUAACCAGAAUCUACAGAGGCUAUAACUUACUACCGAGCAUGACAGACGUCACUGUGGAAAACAACCUCUCCAGAGUCAUUGCGGCAGUUUCCCGUGAAUUGGUCACGUCAACCACACGCGCGCUCACAUUUGGAUGCUGCGAAGCUCUGUGUCUCCUUUCAACUGCCUUUCCUGUCUGCAUUUGGAGUUUAGGUUGGCAUUGUGGGGUGCCUCCACUAAGCACCUCAGAUGAGUCUAGAAAGAGCUGUACUGUUGGCAUGGCCACGAUGAUCCUCACCUUGCUCUCGUCUGCUUGGUUCCCACUGGAUCUCUCUGCCCAUCAGGAUGCUUUGGUUUUAGCCGGAAACUUACUUGCAGCCAGUGCCCCCAAAUCUCUGAGAAGUUCAUGGACCUCUGAAGAGGAGGCCAACCCAGCAACCUCCAAGCAGGAAGAGGUCUGGCCAGCUUUGGGUGACCGGACCCUGGUGCCCAUGGUGGAGCAGCUCUUCUCCCACUUGCUGAAGGUGAUUAACAUCUGUGCUCACGUCUUGGACGAUGUGGCUCCCGGACCAGCAAUAAAGGCAGCCUUGCCGUCUCUGACAAACCCUCCUUCCCUAAGUCCCAUCCGACGGAAGGGAAAGGAGAAAGAACCUGGAGAGCCAGCCUCUGUGCCCUUGAGCCCCAAGAAAGGCAGCGAAGCCAGUCCAGCCUCUCGACAAUCUGAUGCCCCAGGACCUGUUACAGCAAAUAAGUCCUCGUCGUUGGGGAGUUUCUGUCACCUUCCUUCAUAUCUCAAAUUGCACGAUGUCCUGAAAGCUACUCACGCCAACUAUAAGGUUACCUUGGAUCUUCAGAACAGCACUGAAAAGUUUGGGGGCUUUCUGCGCUCUGCCUUGGAUGUUCUCUCUCAGAUCCUGGAGCUGGCCACGCUGCAGGACAUCGGGAAGUGUGUUGAGGAGAUACUAGGGUAUCUGAAAUCCUGUUUCAGUCGAGAACCAGUGAUGGCAACUGUUUGUGUUCAACAGUUGUUGAAGACUCUCUUUGGGACAAACUUGGCCUCCCAGUUUGAUGGCUUAUCUUCCAACCCCAGCAAGUCUCAAGGCCGAGCACAGCGUCUGGGCUCGUCCAGCGUGAGACCAGGCUUGUAUCAUUACUGUUUCAUGGCUCCAUACACCCACUUCACCCAGGCCUUAGCCGAUGCCAGCUUGAGGACCAUGGUGCAGACGGAGCAGGACCACGGCACAUCAGGGUGGUUUGAUGUGCUUCAGAAGGUGUCUACGCAGUUGAAGACCAACCUCACGAGUGCCACUAAGAACCGUGCAGAUAAGAAUGCUAUUCAUAAUCACAUACGUUUGUUCGAGCCUCUGGUUAUAAAAGCUUUAAAACAGUACACAACCACAACGUCUGUGCAGCUGCAGAGGCAGGUUUUAGACUUGCUGGCACAGCUGGUUCAGUUACGGGUCAAUUACUGUCUUCUGGACUCAGAUCAGGUGUUUAUUGGAUUUGUGCUGAAGCAGUUUGAGUACAUUGAAGUAGGCCAGUUCAGGGAAUCAGAGGCAAUUAUUCCAAACAUCUUUUUCUUCCUGGUAUUACUAUCUUAUGAACGCUAUCAUUCAAAACAGAUCAUUGGAAUUCCUAAAAUCAUUCAGCUCUGUGAUGGCAUCAUGGCCAGUGGGAGGAAGGCUGUGACACAUGCCAUACCGGCCCUGCAGCCCAUAGUCCAUGAUCUCUUUGUACUGAGAGGAACCAAUAAAGCCGAUGCAGGAAAAGAGCUUGAAACCCAAAAAGAGGUGGUGGUGUCAAUGUUACUGAGACUCAUCCAGUACCAUCAGGUGCUGGAGAUGUUCAUCCUGGUUCUACAGCAGUGCCACAAGGAGAAUGAAGAUAAGUGGAAGCGACUGUCUCGGCAGAUAGCAGAUGUCAUCCUCCCGAUGUUAGCCAAGCAGCAGAUGCACAUUGAUUCUCAUGAAGCCCUUGGAGUGUUAAAUACUUUAUUUGAGAUCCUGGCUCCUUCUUCCCUCCGUCCUGUGGACAUGCUUUUACGAAGUAUGUUUGUCACUCCAGAUACAAUGGCAUCUGUGAGCACUGUCCAACUGUGGAUAUCAGGAAUCCUAGCCAUUUUGAGAGUUCUAAUUUCCCAGUCAACUGAAGAUAUUGUUCUUUCUCGUAUUCAGGAGCUCUCCUUCUCCCCAUAUUUAAUUUCCUGUCCAAUAAUUAAUAGGUUAAGAGAUGGGGAUAGUACUUCAAUACCAGAAGAACACCAUGAAGGGAAACAAAUGAAGACUUUGCCAGAGGAAACAUUUUCAAGGUUUUUACUACAACUAGUUGGCAUUCUUUUGGAGGAUAUUGUUACAAAACAGCUAAAAGUAGAAAUGAGUGAACAGCAACAUACUUUCUAUUGUCAAGAACUAGGCACCCUGCUCAUGUGUCUGAUCCACAUCUUCAAGUCUGGAAUGUUCCGGAGAAUCACAGCAGCUGCCUCUAGACUCUUCACGGUAGACAGCACCGACGGCAGUUUCUAUGGCCUAGAGAGGCUGAACGCCCGGGUGCGUGCCAUGGUGCCCACACAUCCAGCCCUCGUGCUGCUCUGGUGCCAGAUCCUGCUGCUCGUCAGCCACACCGACUACCGCUGGUGGGCAGAGGUGCAGCAGACCCCCAGGAGACGCAGUCUGUCCAGUACCAAGUCACUCAACCCCCAGAUGUGUGGAGAAGAGGAGGAUCCCGAUGCAGCAUGCAAGCUUGGGAUGUGCAAUAGAGAAAUAGUGCGAAGGGGAGCUCUCAUUCUCUUCUGUGAUUAUGUCUGUCAGAACCUACACGAUUCAGAGCACCUAACGUGGCUCAUCGUGAAUCAUAUCCAGGACCUGAUCAAUCUGUCCCAUGAGCCUCCCGUGCAGGAUUUUAUUAGUGCUGUUCAUCGGAACUCUGCUGCCAGUGGCCUUUUCAUCCAGGCAAUUCAGUCUCGUUGUGAAAAUCUUUCCACCCCUACCACUCUGAAGAAGACGCUUCAGUGCUUGGAAGGGAUCCACUUCAGCCAGUCGGGUGCCGUGUUAACCCUAUAUGUGGACAAGCUUUUGUGCACUCCGUUCCGUGUGCUGGCUCGCAUGGUCGACACUCUAGCCUGUCGCCGGGUGGAAAUGCUUCUGGCUGCAAAUUUACAGAGUGGCAUGGCCCAGCUGCCAGUGGAGGAAGUGAGCAGAGUCCAGGAGUACCUGCAGCGCAGCGGGCUGGCCCAGAGACACCAAAGGCUCUACUCCCUGCUGGACAGGCUGCGUCUUGCCACUGCACCGGGCUCACGUGGCCCUUCACCUCCAGUUACCUCCCACCCGCUGGACGGGGAUGGGCCCCUGGCACUAGAGAUAGUGAUUCCAGAUAAAGACUGGUACCUACGUCUAGUCAAAUCCCAGUGCUGGACUAGGUCAGAUUCUGCACUGCUAGAAGGGGCAGAACUGGUGAAUCGGAUUCCUCCCAGUGACAUGAGUACAUUCAUGAUGAACUCGGAAUUCAACUUAAGUCUGUUGGCUCCAUGCCUGGGCCUGGGCAUGCGCGAAAUCUCCGGAGGCCAGAGGAGUCCCCUUUUUGAAGCAGCUCGCCUGGUGACACUGGACCGCGUGACCAGCCUGGUCCAGCAGCUCCCUGCUGUCCAUCAUGUGUUCCAGCCAUUCCUGCCUAUGGAGCCCACCGCCUACUGGAGCAAGUUGAAUGAUCUAUUUGGGGAUGCCGUGUUGUAUCGGUCCUUGACCACUCUGGCCCGGGCCCUAGCCCAAUACCUGCUUGUGUUCUCCAAACUGCCCAGCCAUUUGCACCUACCUCCUGAGAAGGAGAGGGACACUGUGAAGUUUGUGGUCAUGACCCUUGAGGCCCUGGCAUGGCAUUUGAUCCAUGAGCAGAUCCCACUGAGUCUGGACCUUCAGGCAGGCCUCGACUGCUGUUGCCUGGCUCUGCAGCUGCCCAGCCUCUGGAGUGUGCUCUCCUCCCCAGAGAUGGUGACCCAUGCCUGCUCUCUCAUUCACUGUGUCCGCUUCAUCCUAGAAGCCGUCGUGGUGCAGCCUGGGGACCAGCUGCUUAGCCCAGAAAGGAGGGUGAACAUGCCAAAGGCCGCCAGAGUGGACGAAGUAGAUCCAAACACACAAAAUCUAGCAUAUAUCACCACAGCCUGUCAGAUGGUGGCAGAAAUGGUGGAGUCUUUGCCAUCAGUGUUGGCCUUGGGGCACAAGAGGAACAGCAACACCCCAGCGUUUCUCACAUCAGUGCUGAGGAACAUCGUCAUCAGCCUGGCUCGCUUACCCCUCGUCAAUAGCUACACGCGUGUCCCCCCGCUGGUUUGGAAACUCGGAUGGUCGCCUGAGCCAGGAGGGGACUUCGGCACAGCCUUCCCUGAGAUCCCAGUGGAGUUCCUCCAGGAGAAGGAAGUCUUUAAAGAGUUCAUCUACCGCAUCAAUGCACUAGGAUGGACCAGCCGCACCCAGUUUGAGGAAACGUGGGCCACCCUCCUUGGUGUCCUGGUGACUCAGCCCCUUGUGAUGGAGCAGGAAGAGAGCCCACCGGAAGAAGACACAGAGAGGACCCAGAUCAACGUCCUGGCUGUGCAGGCCAUCACCUCCCUGGUGCUGAGUGCAAUGACUGUGCCUGUGGCUGGCAACCCAGCUGUGAGCUGCUUGGAGCAGCAGCCCCGGAACAAGCCCCUGAAAGCCCUCGACACCAGGUUUGGGAGGAAGUUGAGCAUUAUCCGAGGAAUUGUAGAGCAGGAAAUCCAAGCAAUGGUUUCAAAGAGAGAGAAUAUCGCCACGCAUCACUUAUACCAAGCGUGGGACCCUGUCCCUUCUCUGUCUCCAGCUACUACAGGUGCCCUCAUCAGCCACGACAAGCUUCUGCUGCAGAUCAACCCCGAGCGGGAGCUGGGAAACAUGAGCUAUAAGCUUGGCCAGGUGUCCAUUCACUCCGUGUGGCUGGGGAACAGCAUCACACCCUUGAGAGAGGAGGAGUGGGAGGAGGAGGAAGAAGAGGAGGCUGAUGUCCCUGCACCUGCAUCACCACCCACAUCACCCGUCAACUCCAGGAAGCACCGGGCUGGAGUCGACAUUCACUCCUGUUCCCAGUUUUUGCUUGAAUUGUACAGUCGCUGGAUCCUGCCAUCAGGUUCGGCCAGAAGGACACCCAUCAUCCUGAUCAGUGAAGUGGUUCGAUCCCUCCUCGUGGUCUCAGACUUAUUCACUGAGCGCACCCAGUUUGAGAUGAUGUAUCUGACGCUGACGGAACUGCGGAGGGUGCACCCUGCAGAAGACGAGAUUCUCAUUCAGUACCUGGUGCCCGCCACCUGCAAGGCAGCUGCCGUCCUUGGAAUGGACAAGGCCGUGGCAGAGCCAGUCAGCCGGCUGCUAGAGACCACGCUGAGGAGCAGCCACCUUCCCAGCAAGGUCGGAGCCCUGCACGGUGCUCUCUACGUGCUGGAGUGUGACCUCCUGGAUGAGACGGCAAAGCAGCUCGUCCCAGUCAUCAGCGACUACCUCUUGUCCAACCUCAAAGGGGCAGCACACUGUGUGAACAUUCAUAGCCAGCAGCACGUGCUGGUGAUGUGCGCCACUGCCUUUUACCUGAUCGAGAACUACCCCCUGGAUGUAGGCCCGGAAUUCUCUGCAUCAAUAAUACAGAUGUGUGGGGUGAUGCUGUCUGGAAGUGAGGAGUCCACCCCGUCUAUUAUCUACCACUGUAUCCUGCGGGGUCUGGAGCGCCUCCUGCUCUCUGAACAACUCUGCCGGCUGGAUGCAGAGUCCCUGGUCAAGCUUAGUGUGGACAGAGUGAACGUGCACAGCCCACAUCGGGCCAUGGCUGCCCUGGGCCUGAUGCUUACCUGCAUGUACACAGGGAAGGAGAAAAUCAGCCCGGGCAGAACCUCAGACCCCAGCCCCACCGCCCCAGACAGCGAGUCAGUGAUUGUGGCUAUGGAGCGUGUGUCUGUACUUUUUGACAGGGUCAGGAAAGGGUUCCCCUGUGAAGCCAGAGUGGUGGCACGGAUCCUUCCUCAGUUUUUAGAUGACUUCUUCCCACCCCAGGACGUCAUGAACAAAGUCAUUGGAGAAUUUCUGUCCAACCAGCAGCCGUACCCACAGUUCAUGGCCACCGUUGUAUAUAAGGUUUUCCAGACUCUGCACAGCACCGGGCAGUCGUCCAUGGUCCGAGACUGGGUCAUGCUGUCUCUGUCCAACUUCACACAAAGGACGCCAGUGGCCAUGGCCGUGUGGAGCCUCUCCUGCUUCUUUGUCAGUGCUUCCACCAGCCCGUGGGUCUCGGCAGUCCUUCCCCACGUUAUCAGCAGGAUGGGCAAGCUGGAACAAGUGGACGUUAACCUCUUCUGCCUGGUGGCCACGGACUUUUACAGACACCAGAUAGAGGAGGAGCUGGACCGCCGGGCCUUCCAGUCUGUGUUCGAGGUGGUCGCGGCACCAGGAAACCCGUAUCAUCGAUUGCUGACUUGUUUGCGGAAUGUCCACAAAGUCACCAUGUGCUGAACGCCCACACAGGGCAGCAGCACAGAGCCGGGGGCCCUGCCUGCGCUGGCGUGGCUCUGCAAAGGCCUCCCCUCGAGUCGCAACAAGGCCAGGCAGGCAGUGUCGGCUCUGCCACGUGGCAGAGGAGCUCUUUGGCAGUGAGGCUGCGUGCAAGGGAACAUGUGCAGUACCGUGGGGUUGAGCCUGAGUCCUCGCAGAGAGCAGGAGCAGUUGUGUCACUAACCCUUUGUGCUGCAGCUCCUCCAAAAUGCCAGCUAACCAGGUGUUCUUUUCCUCUUAGCACCCAGCCUGCUCGUGGUCAUCGGGUUACAGCUGCUCUUGUGUCCUAGAGCCUCUCUGCUGUCCCGCCGGCAGAAGGUGGCGCCAGUGGGCUUUCAGGAGCAUUCCCCGGGGCUCUGGCCUGGGGGUCAGGACCACACCCAGUCCUGGAGGGGACCGCUGCGGUGUGUGCAGGUGGGGGGGGGGGCUGGGAACGUGACACCCAGCGCCAUACUUCCUUUCUCUGAUUUCUUCUCAGGAUUUAAAGUUUAAUUAUAUCAGUAAAGAGAUUAAUUUUAAGGUAACUUUCUACGCCCGUGUAAAGUAUGUGCAUUACCAAGUCUGUGCCGCAUGUGACAGAGCCUGCGGAAGCUGCCCCAGGCCGGUCCUUCCCUGGCAGCCCCUGCUCUCUGCCCUGCAGCUUCCCUGCCCGCCCCCUUCGCCCACACACACACACACACACACACACACACACACACACCUACACACCUACCUGUCUUCCUUAUUAACACGCUGGCGAUGUUCUGUGGUACCCUCCACCCUUUCUCACGAGUUCACUUCUGUUUAGAGAUGUUUAGAAUUUAGAGAUGUUUCAUGUUAAGGUGUCUGCGUCAGGAACUCAUACAGCCACUCUGAGGACUGGAGGGUGCCUGCCCCCCUGUCCCAUACACAGCCCGCCUGCUGCUCCCUCACCCUUCCACACUGAUGGCUCUGUGGGCUCCAUUCCCCAGUGAAGGACAGCUGUGCUGGCACCUAGCCAACAAGGCCAGCUCUCCUGGUUACAGGCAGUCUGUCGUGUCCAAUGACGCCAGCCUGGAUGUUGUCCGGUCCCGUCCCAAGCGGGGUCGGGCUGGGAGCUAACUGACCGCUGUGAAACCUGCUCUCCAUGUGGCCUCUCCUGUGUAUUAGGGCCCAGGCGUGUAGUGGAAUUAUAUUUGUACCACUCUUGGUCAAGAGCAAAGCUCGGCAUUUGGCAACUGUUAGAGAAGGACCCCAGCACCCACUUGGCCCCCUUUGCAGCUCAAAAUGUAAAGUGGGCCUCCUUUCAGGAGGAUGCAGAUCUGUACCCACUGGAUACGUGAUGGGGCUCAGAAGGGGUAGUAAGGAGAAGGGCUGGGCAGUGACUGGCCGGCCCACGUCCCCUCAGAGCUGCUGCUUUUACCCCAGGCCCAGGCCGCUGGACCAACUUUCUGUUUCCAGCCCCAAAGUAGCCAAAUCAUCCAGUGCAGAUGAGGCAUGGACAUUUGGGUUGACCUCUGCUGGGCAGAGCUCAUGGUGUGCCUACGAGUGGGGCCAUGCUUGCUGUCUGCCUGUGAGGCUGGUGGGUACUCUGCUGUCUGGCCCCAGAGGCAGGCCGGUUGCAUGAUGACUGCCAUGUGGGUCAGUUUGGUCCUGAGUUCAAAUGCAGGCAGUGGUUUGGGUAUUUCAUGUGGUGAGUGGAGAUCAUUUUGAAGCCCUUUUCCAGAGCCAGAGGAGGAAGCGGAGGAGGAGGAGCCUUGGUACAUGGUUAAUUACCCUUACAUCUGGCUGGGUAUGGGCCUGAUAUCCCACCACAAUACACAGCCAGCUGUGGGGCACACACCAAACUGCCUGCUGACCCCCUGCCCCAGAACUGCCAUCCUCUUCCUACCCUCUCCUGAUACAGCAGUUUGGGAAUUUCUAGGGUGCAGGGUUUUCCCACCAGCCCCCACAGAGGCCCCACCAAGCAAGGGCAUGAGCAAUAGAAAUGAGUCCCGCUUUUGAGCUGGAUGGAAGGGAAUCUUAAGAAGGAAAUCUCCCAUGUCCCCCACCUCUGCUGGGCUCCCAUCUCUCCCUGCCACCUCCUAGAAACCGCCUGUCUCUCACCCCAUCACCUCAGCGGCUCCAAGACAAGAACAUCACAGGCCAGGCUGCAUGCUGUUCCUGGUGAGGGGUUUACAUUUGUAGGAAGUAACACUGUGAAUGUAAGGUUUGGAACCAUCCCCCUUAGGAUCCAUAUCACUGGGCUCACCUGGAAGCGUCAUUGUCUUCCCUUGUUUGCCAUUGAUCCAAAAUAGUCGGUGCUUAACUAGGGGCCCUGGAGCUUAGCUCUGGCUGUACGUGCUGACCCCAAAGACUGGCCUGUGUGAUCCGAAAGUGGAUGGGAGUUGGUGAGUGAAGUUCUCUAGCCGGGGAUGAGUACGUGUGUGUGUGUGUGUGUGUGUGUGUGUGUGCGCGUGUGUGCAGAUCUAUCAUUAUAUGUAUAUCAAUAUGCAGGUAUGCAAGGCUACCAGGAAUGGCCGCGUAAGUUUUUUGCAGAAGUUGACUUUUCUUAGAUGUGCCACAUGGAGCUGGCUGCAUGGCUGAGGUGUCUAGGAACCAUGUCAUUGCUCAUUAAAAUCCUACUUAGGAAAGGGUCCAUCCACUUUGCCAGCUUUCUGCACAAGGAAUUAAUAUUUUAGCAAGUUCCUAGAAGUCUGUGGCAAGCAGCAAUCCUAUCAUCAAUCCAAAUUUUGUUGAAAAUACUAAUUUGGCAGGUCUAUUUGCCAGGGAGAGGGUUUGUUUUCCUGCCGACACUUUUCCACAAAUUUGAAUGAAGCCAGGGCCAUGCCCUUAAGCAUGGCUCCUCCAGAAACGCGCCUCCCUCCCCUGCUGCCCCGCCAAGUGCUGUGGGCAACUCCCAGCUGUCUGUACCCGCUUCUCUUGUCCUGUCAUAUUUUUGCCAGCAAAUGGAUCCUUUCCGGACGAUGAAUGAGGCUGACCCCUGCAGACACCCCGAAUGUAGCAUCAGAAGGCCUCACCUCUGAAAGGACCCCCACCGCACCCAGGCCGCCCCCUCCUUGCGGGGUGUCACUUGCAAGUCCCCAAGACCAUGAGGCAGCUUCCUCCGGGGAGCUACAGCGAGCCCUUGUUGGCGGUUCCUUUGGAACAGACAAAACAGCAAUAACUGCUCUUGGCUGACCUGCAGACAAAGCUUCCUUCUGCUGCAGGGCUGCAGUGGGCGUGGUUCUCUGGGAUUUGUGGGGAGUGGAAUUCAUUUCCUCUGAUACUGUGAGCAUCCUUCCUAGCAGCCGUCCUCACUUUGUUUUGUCCUUCCCUCUGAGGGAGCCCUUGAAGCCAUGGCUCCCAGCCAGGGUGACCAUGGGGUGGUUCUGUGGGGCAGUGGGCAGCAGCAGGGGUGCGGCCUUGCUGGAGAGCUCGGAGGGCUGUGCUGCUGCUGCUGGCCUGGGCAUGGCCUCAGCAGGGAGUGGCCCACUCAGAUGGCUGUGACAAGUGAAGGUGGCCUGGAAGGUUCUGGGGUCACUUUCCCCCAUGCACCUGUCACUUUUAAUGCAGUUGAAGGAACCCCCUCACCCCACCCUGAGUGCUUCUGAGAGCACCUGGCCCUGGACAGUCACCACAGUCUCCCAGUGCAAACUGGAUGGUGACCACCGGCGCUCGAGGACCCUGGCCAUCAAGGACCUGUUGCAGGUGGCAGGGCUGAGCUAAGUUUGGCCACCUGUCCAUAAUCACUGCUUCGUGCUGCGGCUGAGCGUCAGCAGGGUGUUCACCCCUGCCACACCGCCACCACCUUCCCCCGACACUGGGAGCCAGCAAGGCUAUGAGGGGCAUGUCCCGGAGCCCUGGCCUGGACUGGACUGUCCACUUCCAAGAGGAGAGGGAAGGACUGACAUGCGAUGUGUAUUUAAAUUUUUUAAAUUGCUACAAACAUUGUGUAUCUGAAUUAAAGGGAAAUGACACUACA